GGGACUUCCCGAAAAGGUAAAAUGAGAUAAUAUAAGAGAGACAGAGGGAGUAAUAUUUUGGUUGUUUAAAAAAAAAGUUAAUUCGUGUAUUCAAAAUUUAAAAAAUAUUUAUCAAAGAAAUUGAAAAACUUUUAAAAAUUGCCGAUAUAACUCGAGAAUAUAGGACUUUUAGAUAAGCCGACUAGUGAAAUACGCAGUGUGUAUUAGAUAGGUAACAAUCUUUAAAUAGCCGAAGGUGCAUUUGAACAAUAAACCCGGUGCUCAAUUUAAAUACGGAGUACUCCCUCCGUUCCUAUUUUGUCUUUCAAAUAGGUUUGACACACAAUUUAAGAUAAUGAGUAUUAUGUGUUGGAGAGUUGUGAAGAGGAGAGAGAAAUGUGUAAGAAAUGUUGUGAACCACAAAUUCUUUACUAAAAAGGGAAAGUAGAAGUUUUAAUUGAAACGGAUGAAAAAGGAAAGUUGAAAGUUUUAAUAGGAACAGAGGAGUAUUUAAUUAAAUAAAAUAAUGCAAUAAAUUCCCAUUGUGCGAACAAGCUAGCUAUACGGGACCAAAACUCCCUUAAUCAUAUCCGGUAGUCAGGUUUCCACGUGCUCCUGGGGACUACCAUCCCUGCCUGCUAUCUCUUACCCUUGAUUGAUGAUUCAAUGUUGUAUAUUGUUUCCUUCAUUUAACUCCUCCUUUGACCAUCUUUGCCCCUCUUUCUUCCAUUGAAAGUCAAUCUUACACCGCAUGUGUUACUGUAUAAAUCAAGAAAAACUAGUAAUUGCAUCGUGUACACCAAGUGUUUGUCAUUAGGUGUCUGUGAAAGUACCCCUGCUGUGGUUUUUUGGAAGAAGAAAUAUGGUGAUGGAAGGGAUUCAGGAAGACAUGGGUGAUGGUAGCAGCAUGCAGUGCACCAACCAUCCAUACAAGAACAGCAGCAGCCCAGGAGGGAUUUGCGCUCUCUGUCUCCAGGAAAAGCUUGGGAAGUUGGUUUCUUCUUCUUUCCCUUCAUCCAUUUUCCCAUCUUCUUCUUCUUCAUCAACCCCUUCUUUUAGAUCUGAUCUUGGUGGCCCAGGAAUUACCACCAGUGCUCCUACUUCAUCGCUGCAUGCUCACAAGACCAGUCAGUGUAGCUACAACCACCACCCUCAUCAGUUUGCCUCCAUCAGAAAACCAAGAUUGCCCUUCCGAAGGAGGAAGAAGAAGAGUAGUAGCAGUAGCAGUAGUGAUGCUUCUGCUAUUGUGUUCAAGAGAAGCAAAUCCACUGCCACUCCAAGAAACAGGUUAAGUUUUUUGGAAACUGACAAGAACGGUGAAGAUAAUAGCCCCAGGAAAAGGGGUUUCUGGUCAUUUCUCUACUAUCCAUCAUCAACAUCCAAGAAAUUUGAAAAGACUAGUGUUAAAGAUGCAAGCUUUUCCUCCCCAUCUGCAUCUGUGAGUGGUUCAGUCGGGGUUAGAGAGAAGAAAAGAGACAGCUUCGUAGUGGUGGAGGAGAAUGAGGAGGGUUCCGAUCAGACUGCCCCAGCCCAACAUGAUAGAAAAGUGUCCAGGUCCAGAUCUGUUGGGUGUGGAAGCAGAAGCUUUUCAGGGGACUUCUUUGAGAGAAUCUCAACUGGUUUUGGGGAUUGCACACUAAGAAGGGUUGAAUCUCAGAGAGAAGGAAAGCCCAAAAUCCAAUCUGUCCAUCACAGGAACAGCGUGGCUUCUUCAGGGCAAGACUGCAUAAGGGAAAGAGUGAAAUGCGGAGGAAUCUUUAGUGGGUUCAUGAUGAUAUCUGCUUCUUCAUCUUCAUCAUCAGAUUGGGUUUCUUCUGAAGAGAAUGGGAAAGGGAAACCAACACCAUCUUCAUCUGCGGUUCAUCAUCAUCAGCUGGCUCAUGGUAGGAUCAAGAAUUGGGGAUGGGCACUUGCUAGUCCAAUGAGAGCUUUCAGUAAGACAUCCUCUGGGAAAACAGAUGCUUCUAACAAAAAUCCAUCUCCCAACUUGGAUUCCAUUCCUUCUUUGUUGACUGUCAGAAGCUAGGAGAAAGGCAUGAAUUUCUCCACGGAGUAAAUCAGCUACUAAUAAUAAUAGUAAAAUAAUACUGAUGCUGCUAUAGAUACAUUAAGUUAAUUGUCAUCUUUAAAAAUGUGUUCAUUAUCUCUAAGUUGAUGCAUGUUAGUCUUGAUAGCCGUUGUUGGAUUUAAUUCAUGGAAUUCAUGUUAGUUUCCCAUCAUAACCACACGAUUCUUGGAUGGGUAGGCAUGGUUUUCUUGGAUGUGAUCUAAUCCGGCCAUGUGAUUUGCUCAAAAACAGACAUUAUGGAUGAGAAUAAUUGUCUUCAUUUUCUUGUCACCAUGAUAUUGUUAGUUUAGCUUUGAAAUAUUUGUGGAUGGGUAUCUUCCUCGUUUCUUCUUUAUUGUAUGAACCUAAGAAGUUUUGUGGAUGCAUUAUUGAGUUGAUAUGUCUCUUAAUCUUAUGCACGUGUGUGUACUAAA
Molecule: messenger RNA, 2460 nt
Organism: Cuscuta europaea
Lineage: Eukaryota; Viridiplantae; Streptophyta; Magnoliopsida; Solanales; Convolvulaceae
Source: the annotation of a GenBank genome assembly